GAGAGGUUUAUCGUUGUUCGGGAGCCUGACGGCACUCUUCGAAAGGCCACCUGGGAGGAGCGAGACCGCCUCGUUCAGGUUUACUUCCCCAAAGAGGGACGCAAAAUAAUGGCACCACUCGUCUUCAAAGAGGAGAAUCUCAAGAUUGUGUUUUCUCAGGACCGCCAUAAAGAAGUGUUAGACUUAUGUGUGGUCCAGUUUGAACCUGACAGUGGAGACUACAUUAGUGUGCAUACAGCCGUAUACGAGGACCUGGACAAGCACGACAAAUAUGAGUUGCUGCGAUUCACCAGACAUUUUGGAGGCAUGGUUUGGUAUCUCAUCAAUGCUCGCAGGAUAGACGGACUUUUAGUGGACAUGCUGAAGAAGGGGCUGCUUCAGGAUGCUGUGAGUCUUGUGUCUCUGUUCCACAUGGUCCAUCCCAACAGUGUGUCAGCUCAGGAAGCUGCCAGGCAACAGAUCACUGGUACUGACCAGCUUAAGAUUUAUGCUGAGACUGAGUCCCAAAGGUCAGGCUUCAUCAAGUUGGCUCUGCAGGCGUUCGAGGAUCAGGCUGAAGACAAAGAAUCAGCUGCCUAACAUCCCAAACAUUCAUUCACCAUGAGGAAUGACAAAAAAAAAAAAGGCAGAACUGGUUUUGGAAUAUAUGUCAAACAUGACUUUUGAUGUUCUGUCUCAGCAUGAGUCCAAGAUGCUAUUCCGUUGAAAAAUAUCUUUAUACUCUGCAGCCAUCCAUCUGAAAACUUACUAUGAAACAUGUUGUCUUUUAGAGAGAUUUUGUCUCUCUGUAUUUCAUUGAUGUCAAUGAAAAAAAAUACAUGUACAAUAAAAUAAAAUUAGGUUUUAGACCUGAAUAUCAUGUU
Messenger RNA from Austrofundulus limnaeus, 863 nucleotides. RefSeq names its product mitochondrial ribosomal protein S22 (gene mrps22). Gene Ontology annotation, molecular function: structural constituent of ribosome. Gene Ontology annotation, cellular component: mitochondrial small ribosomal subunit. NCBI's taxonomy places the organism in Eukaryota, Metazoa, Chordata, Actinopteri, Cyprinodontiformes, Rivulidae. The record is from RefSeq and is a predicted model, not a curated record.